Molecule: messenger RNA, 2919 nt
Organism: Lentinula edodes (shiitake mushroom)
Lineage: Eukaryota; Fungi; Basidiomycota; Agaricomycetes; Agaricales; Omphalotaceae
Product: glycoside hydrolase family 31 protein
Exons: 8
Coding region: 1-2919 (972 amino acids)
Biological process (GO): N-glycan processing; carbohydrate metabolic process
Cellular component (GO): glucosidase II complex
Molecular function (GO): alpha-glucosidase activity; carbohydrate binding
Source: RefSeq, a predicted model, not a curated record
AUGCGCUCAGUCGUGCUCUUCGGGUCUUUUUAUGCUCUCCUAGCUCUGCCACAUGCGUUGGCCGUCAAAUCUCAGGACUUUAAGACCUGCUCACAAUCAGGCUUUUGUCGUAGAGGACGUGCACUUGCUGCACGCGCUCAGGAAGCCCAAUCUUCAUGGAAAUCACCAUACACAGUUGACCCUUCUUCUAUCGUUAUUUCGCCUGAGGACUCCACAGUCAAGGCUGCUGUAAAAUCUUCCCUUUAUCCAGAAAUCAAGUUUGGCUUGGAGCUUAGAAUCCAUGAUGAUGGUGUUGUUCGUGUCCUUUUAGAUGAAGUAGACGGCCUCAAAAAGCGCUACGAUGAGGCUGCAUCGUGGGCUUUAGUCUCAGAGCCCAAGCUCAGCAAGGGUAUACGCUGGGCAGCUGGGAAGAAGGAGUUGCGAGCGGUGUUUGGAGAGAAGAAUGAUAUCGAGGUUGCUGUUGACUACGACCCUCUCCGUGUGCGCCUUCGUCGUGGCGGAGAGGAUCAAAUAGUCUUAAAUGGUCGUGGCCUGCUACAUAUGGAACAUUUCCGCUCUCAAACGUUGAAAGAGACCAUCGAGGAAGUGGCUUCAGACGAAAACGCGGAAGGACAGGAAGUUCUCCAGGUUGAGAAUGUACGGGCUUGGUUUGAAGGAGAUUCCGAAGAUGCUUACUGGGAGGAAAAGUUCUCUUCUUGGACUGACUCCAAGCCCAAAGGUCCGGAAUCGCUUUCUCUUGACAUUACAUUUCCCAAUCACGGCACUGUAUAUGGUAUUCCUCAGCACGCCACCAACCUCUCCCUCCCAAGUACAACAGGCGAUUCACCUUCGUACACGGAUCCAUUCCGUCUUUACAAUGCAGACGUCUUCGAAUACCUCGCAUCUUCACCCAUGUCCCUCUAUGGCUCCAUCCCAGUUAUGCAUGCUCACUCUGCCGACACAACUGUCGGCGUAUUCAAUGCAGUAGGUUCCGAAACCUGGAUUGAUAUCUCGUAUCCCACAAAGAAGUCAACACAUACGCACUGGAUUUCCGAAUCUGGUAUCAUGGACGUUUUCCUGCUACCUGGACCAACGCCUGAAGACGUCUUUGCCCAAUACGCUCGCUUGACCGGAACUACGGCUCUCCCUGCUCAUUGGAGUUUAGGUUACCACCAGUGUCGGUGGAACUACGUCAGUUCGGAUGAUGUUAGAACCGUUCAAAGAAGAUUUGACGAGGAAGAUAUGCCUGUUGACGUGUUCUGGCUGGAUAUUGAAUACGCUCAGGAUCACAAAUACUUCAUCUGGGACCACAAGACUUUCCCUGACCCCGUAGAGAUGACCAAUGAUGUCGCUGCUGCAGGGCGUAAAAUGGUCGUCAUCGUCGACCCUCAUUUGAAAAGAACUUCCGAUUACCCAGUGUAUCAGGAAGCUUCCGAUCUUGAUAUCCUUGUCAAACCGAAGAGCGGCGAAGGCGAAUAUGAAGGCUGGUGCUGGACCGGUAGCAGCUCCUGGAUUGACCAUUUCAACCCUGCGAGUUGGGACUGGUGGAUUUCCAAAUUCAAAACAACCAAGAAUGACACUGGCUUUUCUUGGACUGAAAGCACGGAAGAUAUCCAUAUCUGGAAUGAUAUGAACGAGCCUUCCAUCUUCAAUGGACCUGAGAUCACUAUGCCCAAGGACAGUAUUCACCAUGGCGGCUGGGAACACAGAGAUGUUCAUAACAUUAAUGGAAUGCUUUUCCAUAAUAACACAGCGCAAGCUGUCCGUCUUCGCUCGGAUAUCCCCAAGCGCCCAUUUGUUCUUACCCGUUCCUUCUUUGCGGGAUCUCAACGCGUCGGUGCAAUGUGGACCGGCGACAACCUUGGUACUUGGGAUCACAUGGCUGUCGGUGUGAAGAUGGUUUUAGCCAACGGAAUUGCUGGAAUGGCCUUCGCUGGUUCUGAUGUUGGUGGUUUCUUUGGCAAUCCUGAACCUGAGAUGCUUGUUCGAUGGUACCAAGUCGGCAUAUUUUCGCCCUUCUUCCGUGCACAUGCACACAUUGACACGAAGCGACGUGAACCGUUCUUGCUGGACGAGCCUUACAAAAGCAUUGUUCGCGACAUUCUUCGUUUAAGGUACGCCAUGUUGCCAAUCUGGUACACGGCGUUUAGGGAGAACUCCGUCACCGGUAUGCCUAUCGUCAGACCUCAUUAUGUAGUGUUCCCUCAGGACACAGCUGGGUUUGCCAUCGACGACCAAUUCUUCGUUGGAUCUUCUGGAAUACUUGUCAAGCCCGUUACUGAAAAGGACAAAACCGAGACCACCGUCUACAUUGCUGAAGAUCAGGUUUACUAUGAUUACUUUACCCAAUAUGCGUAUCGUGGCUCUAGCAAAGGAAAACACAUCACUGUCGCUGCGGAACUUCAUCAAGUUCCUGUAUUCAUCCGUGGAGGAUCUAUUAUCCCAACGCGUGAACGCCCGCGUCGCUCUUCACCGUUGAUGAAGCUUGACCCCUUUACUCUCCGUGUUGCUUUGAGCAAGACCGGUACUGCACGUGGUGAUCUUUACCUCGACGACGGUGUUACGUACUCGCACCAACAAGGUGACUUUGUAUGGCGCGAAUUCGUGGCAGAACAGUCUCAUAAGAAGACCACCCGUAUCUCGAGCAAAGAUUUGGCCUCACAUAACCCUGGAAAAGCGGUUGAUGGGAUAGCACUUACCACCUUUGACCCGAAGAAUGCGUUUGCGAAGGAGAUCGAGGAAGUGAGGGUGGAAAAGAUUGUCGUUCUUGGGUUGAAUUCGAAGCCGCGCAGUGUGAACGUCGAAGGAGGUGCAGAGUUGAAAUGGGAAUUUGUUCCUGGUGUAGCUGCGUCAGACAAGAAGGAAGGAGUAUCGAGUGUGCUGAUUAUCAAGGAUCCGAAAGUCCUCAUAACCACAGAUUGGGCAAUUGUAAUUUCGUAG